Messenger RNA from Ictalurus punctatus (channel catfish), 2177 nucleotides. It is a transcript of the gene bloc1s4, whose product is annotated as biogenesis of lysosomal organelles complex-1, subunit 4, cappuccino. Gene Ontology annotation, cellular component: BLOC-1 complex. The coding region runs from base 155 to 904 and encodes 249 amino acids. NCBI's taxonomy places the organism in Eukaryota, Metazoa, Chordata, Actinopteri, Siluriformes, Ictaluridae. The record is from RefSeq and is a predicted model, not a curated record. The transcript has 5 exons.
UUUGAGCCGCACGAGGAUCCGUACGAGGGGGUCGAAGUCACAUGAUGAAUGCGGAAGUAUCUUAGUCUGACUCGCGGUGGAGAAAACAUCGGCAAAGAAGACUUAAUUGCGAAUAUUAUUAUAGAGGCACACAGGUGACUCCGUGGAUGCGGAUAUGGAGCAUCGGUUAGGACGGGUACCGGUGUUGUCUCCGCUGGAGGAGUCGAGUGAGGAGGUGAGCCGAGACAGCGGGAUCGUGUCCCAAAGCACCAGCACAGUGUCCAUGCUGAGCGAGGGCCUGAGCAACGGAAACGUCUCCCAGAGCCCCAGCUUCGGACUUAACGUCUCCCAGAGCCCCAGUUUCGCCGGUAACGUAUCUGAAAGUCCGAGUUUCGGCGAUAACGUGCCUCGGAGUCCCAGUCUAGACGGUGCUGCUGCCCAGAGUCCCGUCCAUGAGCAGGAGGAUGAGAUCCUGAGACAGACUGCGCUCAGUUACUCCGCUUAUAUCCGAGCAGACGCAGGGGAGGAGAUCUUAUGUCUGGAGAAAAGUCUGGAAGAAAUGCUCACUCGAGUGGACGAGUUUGUGGGGAUGCUGGACAUGAUUCGCAAUGACACCUCUCAGAUCGUGAACGUCAGCCUGCCUCAGAUUUACAGAAAAGCGGAGGACAUGAGACAGAUUUACAGGAAGAUCGAUAAGCUGGAGGCUUUUGUGAAGAUGGUCGCAGCCAACGUGAGUGUCAUGGAGGAGCAAGUAAUCGAGGCCGAAGGUGAAGCCCGGACUCUACCUGGUGCUUUCAAAAAGAUUUUCCGAACAAUGAACGUCUCUGGAUUUUUAAAUAAACCAUCCAGCCCCAAAAGAGCAGCGCAGGAGAUUCCCUCCGUGUUCAGGACCGACGACUUCUUCCCCACUCAGCCAGAACCAUGAUAACGGAAAAAAAACUCUGUAGCGUUGAUCUCGCUCCGUUCCCGCCAAAGGUCCGAGACGGCCGCCCACCUCCGACAGCAAUAUCAAAGCGGUACUCGAGAACGCCAAUCACAGCCGAGCACUAUUUUAGCACACCGUUAGAUGGCAGCUAGUUUUAUAACGACAUUUUCAUUUGUUUUUUUGUUUUUUUUUUGUUUGUUUUUGUUUUUUUUUAAACUUUUGUUUAAAGUGCCUCUCCUGGAAAUGUCACUGUUUUCACAAACAGGCAUGUGACGAUAUCGGAUAUUCAUAUCACGCUAAAUUCAUUUUAAAUACGAUUUCUAUAACGGAGACUCUGACGGUCGUUCCGGCUUCAUGGAGAAUUACAGGUUUAUAUCAAUGCGCUCAUAUGGUUUCUAUAGUAACGACUUACACCGAGGCUUGUAUAACUGCACAACAUGAGACCCGAAACACUCGGAGUCGGUUCCGUGCUCGUAGGAGGAGCUGGAUCAGGUCUGACUCCACCCCCUGGACAUUUUGUUCCCCACUGAGGGUUUCUUGGGAGGAAAAAAAAAAACAAAAAAGUGGGGUUUCCUCCCAUAACACUACAGCAAAGACUAACAUAUCGUAUGCGACAAGUAUCAAACGCCACGUCGAAACCCGAAAACGCCGGUACGUCUGUAAAUGUUGCGAAACGGAAUAAAAAUGAAAUCCAAAUCAUAUUUUUAUUUAGUAUUGAAUUAUUAACUGUGAUUCAUUCAGUAAAAGUUACGAGAAUUUGAACCUGAGAUCCAGGUCCUGGGAGUUUAAGGCGUCGCAUCAGCUCUAACGAAUAGUGUAUAUAUUUUAUCUUUUAAGUUCACUAUCUCUGUAUAUCGACACAUGCCUACUAGCAAACACCAGAAAGACUUUCUGAGGUUUUUAAUUAAGAUUGUAUAAAUUUUGUAUAGUGUUAUUUUGAUCUUGGUAUUUUUUUUUUUUUUGCACUAACAUCAAGGUAGCUUGAACGACCUUUAUUUCAAGUACGCGCUUAAUUAAACGCUGUCACAUGCUGUAAUUUAAUACAACGCCACGGCUGCUUGUGCUUCUUGUUCAUACUGUAAAUUUCCACUUUAUCCUCUUCAGGCCACAGGAAAGCAAAUCUGUGGUUAUUCCUGUUUUGAGUUAGUAGUCUCUUUUUUACACUUAAUGAUGAUCAGUUAGUGUGACUGUUAAUUUAGCUACUUUAACGAAUCAAUUUGUAAGGAAUGUACAUUUAUUUAUAAUAAAAAGCUCAAUAUUAUUGUAAAAAGGA